AUUGGCCUCCGAAGCGCUCGGGGGCGCUGUCGCUCGGACGCGUCAUUGACAGGGCUGGCUGGAGGGCGGCUGAGAGAAGUACCGAGUCGUAUACGCAACAGCGAGGCGAGCUGCAUUUGUCAUCAUUCACCGAACCGGUGGGGAGCAGGAAACCCAGCGGAGAGACGCAGAGAGGCGGUGGCAGAACGUCACCGCUGGUCGCAGAACAGCCGGGAGCGGAGCGGCCGCCGUACCGGGAACACGCGGCUGGAGGAGGGAGGACAGGGAAGCAGGCAGGGAGGGAGGCAGGCAGCCAGGCAGCCCGCGGCGGAGGCGGGACGGGAGCGGGAGCUCGAACUCGUUUCUGCGGCAGCGCUGAGCGUGCGGGGAGACUCUAGAUAGACCGAGCGCGGGAGGAGCCCGCUCAAGCAGCCCAGGAUACGCGCUCGAUCCCGGGCGGGUUUUCACUUUCGCUCCUUCUGCGCAGCGCUGCUCCGUUCGUUCGGUUCGACUCCUCAGCUUGACUCGAGCGGCGGCCCGGAGAAGAAGAGGAGGAGGAAGCGAGUUGGAAAGUGAAGUGUUUGGGAGCGCAGUUCUCACUUGCUGGAGCGCUCGCUCUGUCUGCGCAUCAGAAAGUUCUGCCACUUCGGGCUUUUAACUCUGCGGACAGGUGGUUGUGCUUUUUAAAGUUUCCCGCGGAUUAUACUUUUUUUUAAAAAAUAUAUAUAUUGAAUUAAAAACACAGAAGAAAAGCCGUACAUUAAAUUUACUGUGCUCUCCACGCGCACCCCAGUAUGACGCCGGGAUGCGGAGAGCCGCUCUGAGCGGCCCGUCGGAGCGCUGCGCGGUGCUCUGGCCGGCGACGGUCGGUCGGGUCGGGGCUCCUCCUGUCUGUGCUCCUCCAGGCUCUCGGUCGGUGCCUCCGGCCCCGGGUUUGAGUCCGAUGCAGCGGCGCCGCUGAGCCGGAGAUGCUCAGGUGUAUCCCGCUGUGGCGCUGCAACCGCCACGUGGAGUCGGUGGACCGGCGGCACUGCUCGCUGCACGCGGUGCCCGAGGACAUCUACCGCUACAGCCGCAGCCUCGAGGAGCUGCUCCUGGACGCGAACCAGCUGCGGGAGCUGCCCAAGCCCUUCUUCCAACUGCUGAACCUGCGCAAGUUGUGCCUGAGCGACAAUGAGAUCCAGAGGUUGCCCCCAGAGGUGGCCAACUUCAUGCAGCUGGUAGAACUGGACAUCUCCCGAAAUGACAUUCCUGAGAUCCCAGAGAGCAUUAAAUUCUGCAAGGCGCUGGAGGUUGCCGAUUUCAGUGGAAACCCCCUUUCCAGGUUGCCCGAUGGCUUCACUCAGCUGCGGGGCCUGGCCCACUUGGCCCUCAAUGACGUGUCGCUGCAGACGUUGCCAGAAGACAUCGGAAACUUGGCCAACUUGGUGACCCUGGAGCUGCGUGAAAACCUGCUGAAGUUCCUACCCACAUCACUGUCCUUCCUGGUUAAGCUGGAACAUCUGGACCUGGGCAGUAAUGAACUGGAGGUGUUGCCAGAGACACUCGGGGCUCUGCCAAACCUGCGGGAGCUGUGGUUGGACCGCAACCAGCUAUGCGCGCUGCCGCCGGAGCUGAGCAACCUGCGGCGGCUCGUUUGCCUGGACUUGUCGGAGAACCGCUUGAACGAGCUGCCCUCGGACCUAAGCGGCCUGCUCGCCCUCACGGACCUGCUGCUGAGCCAGAACCUGCUGGAAAGCGUGCCCGACAGUAUCGGGUCCCUGAAGCAGCUCUCCAUCCUGAAAAUGGACCAGAACCGCCUGACCCACCUGACGGAAUCCGUUGGGCAGUGUGAGAAUUUGUCCGAACUCAUGCUGACGGAGAACCUGUUGCAGACCCUGCCUCGCACCCUUGGCAAGCUGAAGAAGCUGACUAACCUCAAUGCGGACCGCAACCGGCUCACCUCGAUCCCGCAAGAGCUGGGGGGCUGCGCCAGCCUCAACGUGCUCUCCCUGCGGGACAACUGCGUUUCCCGGCUGCCCGCUGAUCUGGCCAACGCCACCGAGCUGCACGUCCUGGACGUGGCAGGAAACAGGCUCCAGAAUCUACCGUUUGCCCUGGCCAACCUGAACCUGAAGGCUAUGUGGCUGGCGGAGAACCAGUCGCAGCCCAUGCUCAAGUUCCAGACGGAAAGCGAUGAGGGUACUGGCGAGAAGGUGCUCACCUGCUACUUGCUGCCCCAGCAACCCUCGUCGAGCCUUGAGAACCUCCUGCAGAACAGCAUGGACGGCAGCUGGACGGACAGCAACCUGAACCGUGUGUCGGUCAUCCAGUUCCAGGAGGAGGCCCGGAGCGAAGAGGGGGGCGAGGACGACGCGGCGGCUGGGGAGCGCAGAGGUUUGCAGAGAAGGGCAACGCCGCACCCCAGCGAGCUGAAAGUGAUGAAGAAGGUUAUCGAGGAGAGGAGGAACGAGGCCUACGCUGCCAGGCCCGACAGGGAUGAGGAGACCCCUGAUACAGAGGAGAGGCCCCUGAGUGGACUGUCUGAAGAGAGCCACGACUCCCAGGCCUCCGACAGUACUGCAUCUGCUCGCUCCCGUGAGGACAGGCAGGUCCUCGUCGCUAAAGACGAAGAGCCGACGGAUGGUCACGAACAGGAGCCGGAAGAGGAGGAGGUCGAUGACAUGGAAGUGGAAUAUACUGAGCCCACGGUGCACUUCGCCGAGGAGCCCAUCAUCCGCGGCGGCUACGACGAAGACGAGGACGAAGAAGAAGACAAUGACGGGGAGCAGCCGCUUCCCACGGUCCCGACGGAGAAGCAGCGUCUGAUCCGCAAGGAUACCCCACACUACAAAAAGCACUUCAAGAUCACCAAACUGCCCAAGCCGGAGGCGGUGGCCGCGCUGCUGCAGGGCUUCCCUGGCCCCGGGGACGAGGACGUGGAAGUCGGGGCGCCGGACGACGGACUGGACCGCGGCAGGUUGACGGACAGGCUCGGCUCUUCCCUGCAGCCUGUCAAGGGGGUGUCAUUUGAUCAAGUCAAUAAUCUGCUGAUUGAGCCUGCUCGGAUUGAGGAGGAAAAGCUCACGCUCACCAUCCUGCGCCAGACGGGGGGCCUCGGGAUCAGCAUCGCAGGUGGCAGAGGCUCCACGCCGUACAAGGGCGACGACGAGGGUAUCUUUAUUUCCAGGGUUUCUGAGGAAGGUCCAGCUGCCUGCGCUGGGGUCAAAGUAGGGGACAAACUCCUGGAGGUGAACGGGGUGGACCUGCAGGGGGCGGAGCACCAGGAGGCGGUGGAGGCGCUGCGCAGCUGGAGCGCGGCCGUCACCGUAACGGUGCUGCGAGAGCGCAUGGUGGAGCCGGAGAACGCCGUCACGACCACGCCGCUGCGGCCCGAGGAUGACUACCUCCCCCGCGAGCGGCCGGGCAGCAGCUCGCUACCCUUCUGCCUGGACCCCCCAUCCCCCUCCUCGUCCUCCAGGCGGCAGCGCCUCUCCGCCCGCCUCGUCCGCGACGACAAGGGGCUGGGCUUCAGUAUAGCUGGGGGCAAGGGCUCCACCCACUACCGCCCCGGGGACACCGGCAUCUUCAUCUCCCGCAUCGUCGAGGGCGGAGCCGCUCAUCGCGACGACACGCUACAAGUGGGCGACAGAGUGAUUUCAAUCAACGGCGUAGACAUGACCGAGGCCAGGCACGAGCAGGCAGUGGCGCUGCUCACGGGAACCUCCCCCGCCGUUACCCUGCUGGUGGAACGGGACGUGGCCGACGCCGAGAGCUCUCCGGGCCCGAAGCGGGCCCGACCCCGCUCCCCGCCACCCCCGGAGCCCGCAGCUUCUCGGGACCAGGAGGACCCCGUCGGCACCGAAGCGUCCCGUGUGAGCAGCGAGCUGAGCUGCCCGACGGAGAACGAGUAUCCCAUCGAAGAAGUGACUCUGGUGAAGGCAGGCGGCCCGCUGGGGCUGAGCAUCGUUGGAGGCAGCGACCACGCCAGCCACCCGUUUGGAGUCACCGAACCGGGAAUUUUCAUCUCAAAGGUGAUCCCCCACGGUCUGGCGUGUAAGAGCGGGCUGCGCGUGGGUGACCGCAUCCUGGAGGUGAACAGCACUGACCUUCGCCACACCACUCAUCAGGAGGCCGUGCGGGCCCUGCUAUCCAACACACAGGAGGUCCGGGUGCUGGUGCGUCGGGACCCCGCGCCAUCAGGGAUGCAGGAGAUAGUGAUCGAGAGACAACCCAGCGAGAAACUGGGCAUCAGCAUCCGCGGGGGUGCCAAGGGCCAUGCCGGCAACCCCUUCGACCCCACAGAUGAGGGAGUCUUCAUCUCCAAGGUGAGCGCCGGCGGGGCUGCUGCGCGGGACGGCCGCCUGCAAGUGGGCAUGCGCAUCCUAGAGGUGAGCAACCACAGCCUGCUGGGCAUGACGCACGCAGAGGCCGUUCGCAUCCUGCGCUCCACCGGGGACACGCUGGCGCUGCUGGUGUGCGACGGAUUCGACCCCAGCGACGCGGCCGCCAUCGAGGCCUCUUCUGGGGUCAUCGCCAACCCUUUCGCUGCGGGCAUCACUCGCAAGAACAGCAUGGAGAGCAUCUCCUCCAUCGACAGAGACUUCAGCCUGGAAGAGAUGGACGUCAUCCAGAAGGAGGUCGAGAUGACACGCGAGACGUCUCAGUGGGAGAAGGAAGAGCUACAGAAAGUGGAACGCAUGCGUGCGGAGCGCGAGGAGGCCAACCGCCUACUGGAAGAGGAGCCUGAGAACCUGGUUACCGGACCAGCCAGACUGGACUACAGGACGCUGGCCGCGUUGCCCACGCCCAGCCUUCAGAAGCUCAGCCAGUUCUGUCCCUUCGUUGCGCUCGCCGCCGACAUGGAGGCUCCCAUACAGGCCAAGUUCAUCGCCCCCCUAGAGCCCCGUGCCAGCGAGGUGGCACCGCACCCUUCGUCCCCUGCGGGGUCCCAUACCCUGAACUCAACACAUCCACCGCCCCAGCCUGGGUGUAUGUCACAGCAGACUCCUGUUAACCUCAAGGUGUCUCCCCAUGGACACGUCCCCAGUAUCCCCCCGCAAGAAUGCCCUCCCGCUCCGGCAGAAGCGGUCCCGGUAGGGCCGGAGGAAGAGGAGUGCCUUGUGGACUCCCAGCCAAUCAGCUUCAGCGAUAAUCCCUUUGUGGUGGCCAACCGGCAGGGCAGGGGGCAGCCGCCCGAGCGGCGCGUCCUCUCCGGCCCGCCUGUGGGCUAUGGCCGACGGGGCCAGCUGCAGACGUGCCUGCACAGCAAGCCUCCUCCGGCAGAGCCGUCCAAGUGCAGCGGUCCCAGCAGAGACGCCCCCUGCCCUCCGAGCCCCCAGCCGCCGUGUCACGACGCCCCGGCCCCUCUAGCCGUCGGAAGGGAGACUCGAUUCGCAAGCAUUAAUUUCACUUCUAAUGCACCUUCCAAGGAAAACAUGUUGACCAAACCCGGAGCCAUCCAGCCCGUUGCUCGCUUGCGGCAGAGUCCCUCCCCAUCAAAUCAAGACGGCCAGAGCAGUCCCGACACCGUCCACCGAGGACCCACCCCGGUCACCCCCCAGACCAAUCCCGGUGCCCCUUCCCCCUGCUCCUCCGACGGGUUCCCCAUCAACGCGAAGCAGGCGUACAAGGCCUUUGCGGCAGUGCCCCACUCCUCGGCGGUGCUGGAGCCGUACCAGGCACCCGCCGCCAGCAGCCAGCACAGUCCAGAGCAGCGCUCGUUCCGCGAUCGCCGGAAGUACUUUGAAAUGGACACAAAGCAGCAUGGAGCUGAGAGCAAGCCCAAGCCCAGGGUGUCUCUUGUGGGAGAGGACGACCUGAAGAAGAUGAGGGAAGAGGAAGCGAGGAGGGCGGACCACCACGUGCAGGAGUACCUGGUGGACGAUGAAGACGAGGAGGAGGAGGAGGAAGACCUGGCCAAGCAGAUGGCAGAGCUGAAGGCCCAAGGCAGGGUUGUGCUGGAUGGUGUGGAGUAUAAGGUGGAGAGUGUGAGCAGCCGCCCUGCCUCCUCCCCCCGUCCCUCUUCCACGCCCCCCAGCUCAGGGUCUUCAUCCAUUGAUAGAAAAGGAGACUCUCAAAGAAACUCUUUGGAGGACAGCUUUAGACUGGAACAAAGACCUAAUGCUAGUACAAGCCCAUCGCCAACCUACUCCGGGGAACCCAGUGCACCCAUUCGCACGGCCAAGGCAGAGCGGCGCCACCAGGAGCGGAUGCGCGUGCAGAGCCCCGAGCUGCUGACGGCUGCCGUAACCCCGAACCGAGAGCUGUCCCCUGCCGAAAAGCGUGCCAUGGAGGCCGAGAAAAGGGCCAUGUGGCGGGCGGCCCGACCCUAUGGGCUGGAGGAGGACAUUAGACAGUAUGAGCAGGACCUGGCCAAAAGGCUGUACCAGUCAAGAGUGCGGGCAUCUCAGGGUGGCGCUCCACCCGCAUCGCCCGGCGGCGCCACCCAGCUCAGAAUGAAGUCCCUGGAGCAGGAUGCCUUGAAAGCGCAAAUGGUCAUCGCCAAAUCCAAGGACGGCAAGAAGCGCGGCGCCUUGGACCAGCUGGCCGAAUCCCCGUCCCCCGCCCUCACGCCAUCGCCCACUCCUCCGGAAGAUUCGGGCUCCUAUUGCGCAACAUCACCCGGCAGAUUGUCCCUGUCUCAGAAGAAGUUUGACUACCGGCAGUUUGCCGCAAUCCCCUCCUCCAAACCCGUACAUGCCAUCCAGUCUCUUGAUGCAGCUGGCAACGUCCAGUUCAUCGACGACUGUUCCAGUAAACCAGAGCCCCCUGCGGACCCUGGUGUCGGAGCGCCCCCUGCACUGUCCGCGUCCUCAGCCCUGGAGGAGAUGGCACUCUACAGCAACAAGCGCAAACUGAGGCAGGGGCGCCGCAGUCUGGAAAGUGCCGUGCCCACGUAAUGCCACCGAAGGCCCGGAGAUGCUGACCACCAGGACCAGCAAACGCGUGCACACACUCACACACACACACACUCACACAAUUAUGAACGGGUCAGGUCUCUAACACAAAUGCGUACGUUGUCAUUUAACGGUGAAAUACUCAAGUGCGUUUGGUAUUUUCACUUUUCAUGAUCGCCCAUGAAGAGCCGGACACUGGGGUAUGGGCAUGGUAAACAACCACACUAGUGAACACACCUUCAUUAGUAUGACAAGUGUGCGUGUGUAUAUGCAAGGCCACAAAACCCAUUCAUACAUAUAUUUUUAAUUUCCUGUUUUCAGUUCAGAUUUUAGAUAGUGAAUUGAUGAGAUUUGGUUUUAUGAUACGCCUUCUUUGAUUGUGGUUUUUAAAAUUAUGAAGAAAAAUGAUUGAAUGUAGCUGUUACACUAACUGUCUUUUAUCAUUUUGGAGGUUUUUGUUUGCCUGUAAAACUUCAAGAUAUUACAGAAGUGUAAAUAUAGAAGUUGGCUCAUACUUGUUUUUGGAGAGAUGGGCACAGACUGUUACCUUCACUGGCGGCUGAACGGAAUGCACUGCAGUUUCAUGGGGAUGUGUAGGAAAUUUUUUUUUUUUUUUUGGUUCUUUUUAACGUAACUUAUUUUAGUUUAUUUUUAGGGAAAAGCACUAGAUACAUAUCACAGAAAUAUGUGAGGAUAUCCCACAAAUUAAUUUAGUUCUGAUUUUUUUAAAAAACAGUUUUCAGUUUUUGGGAAUUAAGUUAAAUAAACUGACAAGUUUCACAAUAAACAUUACCAAAGACAUCUUCAGUUACUCAGAUUUUUAAGUCUAAGCUUUAAAAAAAAAAAAAA
This is a messenger RNA of Scleropages formosus (Asian bonytongue), 7706 nucleotides long. Its product is annotated as protein scribble homolog. Gene Ontology annotation, molecular function: protein kinase binding. Lineage: Eukaryota; Metazoa; Chordata; Actinopteri; Osteoglossiformes; Osteoglossidae. The transcript is spliced from 45 exons. The record is from RefSeq and is a predicted model, not a curated record. Gene Ontology annotation, cellular component: basolateral plasma membrane; adherens junction; postsynaptic membrane. Bases 948 to 6860 code for a protein of 1970 amino acids. Gene Ontology annotation, biological process: embryo development; neurotransmitter receptor transport postsynaptic membrane to endosome; cell-cell adhesion.